GUCUGCACCACAAGACUUCGAGACGUUAGAACGCAGCAGCUCGUUCGGACAUCUCGUUGCCAUUGUUCAAUUCGCCAGGUACCAGCGAUGACUGAGCAACAUCCAUACACGGCUGGCCCUCAGACGCCCAAGUCGCAGCACUUCGUCGUCGAUGAUCCACCCAGGCCGUUCCGAGAGCAAGAGAACCCAAUUCGCUCUGCGUCUUUACUCUCCAUGGUGAGCAUGGCUUGGAUGCAGCCGCUGAUCUCUCUCGGUGCCAAGCGUCCAUUGGAACAUGAAGAUGUAUGGACCAUGUGUCCAGAAGAUACGUGCGAGACGCUUCGAGUCAAGUUCGAGAAGGAACUCAACACUAUCAACAACUUGGAGACUCCACCACCGCUUGGCAUUCCGCGAGUGGCUUUGGCACUCGUGAGGACGUUUCCACAUCAUAUCGCCGUCGUGUUUGCAAGUGACCUGCUGUUCAUUGCUGGAUCUGCACUGAUGUCCUUCCUCGUGGAGGCCAUUCUGGACUAUAUCAAUGAUCGAGACAAUAUCUUUGGUAUCCAGAAUGGCUACGUGUUGGUAGUCAUGCUAUCGUUUGUGGCAUUCGUAUCCAUGAUGAGCUUCAACUUCGCCUGGUUUGUCUCGUCACGAAUUGGAGUCAAUAUGCGCUCAUUGCUACUUGAUGCCGUGUACCGCAAGUCGCUACGUCUCUCAAGUGAGGCUCGUCAGAAAUAUUCUUCGGGCGAGAUCAUGACGCUCGUCAGUGUCGACAUCGACCGGGUUUUCAACGGAAUGAUGAAUGGGCCGUGGGUUCUCCUGGCACCAAUUGGGUUUACAGUCACUGUCGUGUUGAUUGGCGUGCUUUUCGACACCGUUGCUGCUGUGGCAGGGCUAGCAUUGCUGAUUGUAGUGCUUACAACUUCAUUCAGGUUGGCUAAGCGGAUUGGCCGAGCUCGACGCGAACUGCUACCUGUGACCGAAGAACGUCUUCGAGUGACAUCUGAGGCACUUCAGGGCAUUCGCGUGACAAAAUUUUACGCCUGGAACGAGUCAGUGGCUACUCGAGUGGAGAAAAUGCGUCGUGAAGAAGUGAAACGCUAUCGUCACUUUCAUAUUCUACAGAUUCUAAACUCGGCGCUACUUUUCCUUACACCCACGUUCCUGGCCGGUGUGACGAUCGGAGUAUACGUCGUCUAUCGUGGCGCAUUCUCGGUAAUCCAGGCGUUUACAUUGAUCGCAGUUAUCAACGUGAGUCGACAAGGUGUCAACGCGUUCCCGUUAGGAAUUGCGGAUCUAUCCCAAUCAGCAGUAGCGUGUCACCGGAUCGACGAAUUUUUGGACAGCAAUGAGCUCAAAUCUGACACAGACGCCACUACAUGUAGUGAGUCGCAAUCUACCGCGAAAGGCAGUAUUUCCGUUGAGAAAGCUCAGUUUUGUUGGUCUGCGGCUGGUGUUUCUUCCGAUGGCGGCAAGGACGAGAGUUUUACGUGUGAUAUGGAAGCGACCACAGGCUUCAGCCUUGAGGACAUUAACCUGCACGUCGAAGCUGGUUCUCUCGUUAUGGUUGUUGGCACCGUUGGAUCAGGGAAGUCAAGUUUGCUGCAGGCAUUGCUCGGUGAGAUGAAAACGGCACGUGGACACGUUGAUAUCAACGGAGAAAUCGCGUAUGUGAGUCAGGAAGCGUGGAUCCGAAACGCAACUCUGCGUGACAACAUCGUGUUUGAGGGGGAUUUUGACAGUGAACGCUACGACAAGGUGCUGGCAGCGUCUCAAUUGUCUCUGGAUUUGGCCGCACUGCCCAGUGGUGAUCGUACUGAGAUCGGUGAACGCGGUAUCAACUUGAGUGGAGGGCAGAAAGCUCGAGUGAGCGUCGCUAGAGCGCUGUAUCGCAAGUCUACGGACAUUCUGCUACUGGAUGAUCCAUUGAGCGCCGUGGAUCCACACGUUGCACAUGCCAUUUUCGAGCAGUGUAUCCUAGGUCUUACCAAACAAAAGACUCGUGUUCUGGUGGUGAACAGCCAUUACAACCUGCUGGUUCAUGCCGAUCACAUUUUGGUCAUGCAGAACGGACGUGUUGCGAGUGAAGGGAAAUACACAGAAAUUGUUGCUCGGUUCCCGGAGUUGGCUUCUAAAUCGACAGUAUGGGUGGAGAAUGAUGCGGUAAAGGAGACCAAACAGCAAGUAUCGACGUCAAAUCAAGAGAGCCAUUUCGGUUCUUCACCCCCCGUUGCUACUGGCGACGUAAAGACUGAAGAUCAAUUGAUGGAGAAAGAGGAUCGCGUAAAAGGAAGAGUGACUGGAUAUAUUUACAAGACUUAUCUUGACGAGACUGGCGUCGGUGCAUUCGCUGUUGUGGUGAUCGUCGUUACGGGGUACACCGUAAGCCAAGGACUUCUCGUUCUAGUGAAUUGGUGGCAAGCGUACUGGGCUGACAAUAUGCGUCACCCCAGUGCAUCCUAUUCAGCGUCGUGGUUCGGUUUGUGGUACUUCGGGUUCAUCGCUCUCGGCGCGGUCGCUACAAUCUGCCGUAGCAUCACAGUGAUGUUAUUACUGCUACGGAGCUCCAAGAACCUGCACGACGAACUCUUUCGACGCGUCCUUACCGCACCAGUGAACACGUACUUCGACGUGACACCCGUGGGUCGAAUUCUCAACCGCUUCUCGAACGACUUGGACCAAAUGGACUCGUUACUCCCACAACAGUGGCAGAACUUUGUACAGAAUAUCUCACUAAGUGUUGGAGGCUUCAUCGUCUGUGCUCUGGCAUCCUACUGGAUUGGGGUGUCGUACAUCCCAGUGAUAGCUGCACUUGGUGUGACGGGCGUCUACUUCAAAAAAACUUCUCGUGAAGUGAAGCGCCUCGAGGGAAUUUCGCGAUCGCCCGUGUACAAUCUACUCGGCGAGACGUUGAACGGUGUACAGACCAUCCGUGCCUUCAAGAUGCAGUCGACAUUUGAACAGAUGAACGCGAAUGCAGUCGAUGAGAAUGCGUCAUUCUUCUUUAUCUACUGGGCAGCCGGUCGGUGGUUGGCGGUGCGUCUAGACACUCUCUCUGUUGUGGUCAUUUUUGUGGUCUCUCUCUACUUGGUGGCGACGAAAGGACAACUAGGCACUUUGCUGUCGGGUAUUUCACUCGUGUACGCGCUCAUGUUGACGUCGAUGGUCCAGUCUUCGGUGCGUGAUGUGGAUCGUACAGACAACGCGAUGACGAGUGUUGAGCGCAUUCUGCACUUUCGAGAAAUUCCACAAGAGGAAGACGCACCUGACGCUCCUCCCGUCAACGACACCUUGUGGCCGUCACAAGGUGCUAUCAAAUUUGACAAUGUACAGCUAAAGUAUCGACCGGAGUUGCCUCUUGUGCUUCGUGGUGUGAACAUGGACAUCACUGGUGGUGAGAAGGUGGGGAUAUGCGGACGCACAGGUGCCGGUAAGAGCUCUCUGACGAUCGCGCUCUUCCGUAUCUGUGAGUUUGAAAGCGGAACCAUCAGCAUAGAUGGUGUGGAUAUCCAGAAAGUAAAAUUGCAUGACCUUCGACGGAGCCUCGCAAUCAUCCCGCAAGACCCCGUGCUAUUCAGUGGCGCGCUGCGGGACAACCUCGAUCCGUUUGGCGAAUAUUCGGAUGCUGAAAUCUGGACAGUCUUGACGCAGGUUCAUCUCGCAGACGCAGUUUCGGCUUGGGGUUCUGGUUUGCAGUUCGUUCUCUCCGAAAAGGGCGACAACUUGUCGGUGGGGCAACGACAACUACUUUGUAUUGGUCGGGCGUUGCUCAAGAACAGCAAGAUCGUCGUACUGGAUGAGGCCACCGCCAACGUGGACACGGCCACCGACGCGCUCAUCCAAGCCACCAUCCGACAGACGUUCGCCGACAAGACCGUGCUGAUCAUUGCGCACCGCAUCAAUACGAUCAUGCACUGCAACAAGAUCGCGGUCAUGGACGCCGGCCAGGUGGCUGAGUUCGGGUCACCCGCGGAGCUGUUGGCGCAGUCAGAAUCGAUCUUCGCAUCAUUGGCUGAAAGAUCUAAGCUGUAGUGUUAAAAUAACUGCCCACCGCGUAUCCAAGAGACUAAUAAACAUUGGCAUCAAAUACUGAAAGCCCUGCUUGC
Molecule: messenger RNA, 4085 nt
Organism: Phytophthora nicotianae INRA-310
Lineage: Eukaryota; Oomycota; Peronosporomycetes; Peronosporales; Peronosporaceae
Exons: 1
Coding region: 88-4011 (1307 amino acids)
Biological process (GO): transmembrane transport
Cellular component (GO): membrane
Molecular function (GO): ABC-type transporter activity; ATP binding; ATP hydrolysis activity
Source: RefSeq, a predicted model, not a curated record